This is a messenger RNA of Dentiscutata erythropus, 197 nucleotides long. The record is from the annotation of a GenBank genome assembly. NCBI's taxonomy places the organism in Eukaryota, Fungi, Glomeromycota, Glomeromycetes, Diversisporales, Gigasporaceae.
AUGUCUUCUAAGAAGGUUAUGUUAACUGAUACCCAAAAGACUGCAUUAUAUAUUUAUGCUUGUAAUAAUAAAAUGACUCGAGCUAAAUACAUUGAUUGGAUAGAAGAACAAUGGAGUGUUAGAAUUGACAAAAGCACAGUUUCAAGAAUUUUGAAAACUACUGUUACUGUUCCAGAAGUUGAGCUUGCAUUGAAGAA